AUGGGGAAUUUUUGGCAAACAAUAUAUGGUAUCUUUCAAAACACAUUUGUGAUAAUCUUAACCAUGGAAAUAAUAAUUGGAAAUUUAGGAAAUGGAUUCUUAGUACUGCUGAACUGCAUGAACUUGGUCAAGAGAAAGAAGAUCUCAUUAGUUAAUCAAAUCCUCAUUGCUUUGGCGACCUCCAGAAUUUGUCUGCUCUGGUUAUCGUACACAGCUUUAUUUAUCAUGGUACUGAACCCAGAUUUAAUGACUGCAAGGGCAAAAAAAGUCAUUCACCAUCUGUGGAUUAUAACCAACCAUUUCAGCAUCUGGCUUGCUACAUGCCUCUGUAUCUUUUAUUUUCUCAAAAUAGCCAAUUUUUCUAACUUGUUUUUUCUUCAUUUAAAGUGGAGAGUGAAAAAGACAGUUUCAGUAAUAUGGCUGGUGUCCCUGGUCCUCUUGUUUUUACAUAUUUUUCUGGUCAACUUGAAUAUUGAUGUGUGGAUAAAUGAGUCUCAAGGAAACAUGAGCUUCAGUUCUCAUUACCCUGAAGAAUUCAGUAAGCACGUGUUAAUUCUUGACACUAUUUUCCUGUUUGUCCCCUUUGGUGUGUCCCUAUUAUCUUUCCUCCUGCUCAUCUUCUCCCUGUGGACACAUCACAAGAAAAUGCAGCAGAAUGUCCAAGGAUGCAGAGAUGCCAGAACUACAGCCCACAUCAAAGCCUUGAGAAUGGUGAUUGCCUUUCUCCUGCUAUACACCAUUUUUAUUUUGUUUCUUUUAAUACAACUUUGGAAGUAUGAGUUACUGAAGAAAGAUCUUUUCAUUUCGUUUUGUCAAGUGUUUUUCCUAGCUUUUCCUUCAGUCCAUUCUUGUGUCCUGAUUCUGGGAGAUAUAAAACUGAGACGACUUUCUCUCUGUAUUCUGGUGGCUGAUAAGCAGACCCAACAAUAUGGAGACCCCAGAUCCCUAAAACUUUGA
Molecule: messenger RNA, 957 nt
Organism: Microtus ochrogaster (prairie vole)
Lineage: Eukaryota; Metazoa; Chordata; Mammalia; Rodentia; Cricetidae
Product: taste receptor type 2 member 117-like
Source: RefSeq, a predicted model, not a curated record